Molecule: messenger RNA, 2088 nt
Organism: Neodiprion fabricii
Lineage: Eukaryota; Metazoa; Arthropoda; Insecta; Hymenoptera; Diprionidae
Product: zinc finger CCHC domain-containing protein 24-like
Exons: 4
Coding region: 225-1049 (274 amino acids)
Molecular function (GO): nucleic acid binding; zinc ion binding
Source: RefSeq, a predicted model, not a curated record
UGUUCAGAGAGCAGCGCGAUCAUUCCGUUCCCGGCCCCUGUCGGGUGCGAGUUCUCUAGGAAGUGGUGUUGUGCUUAUUUCGUGUGUCGCGAACAAAGAGCCGAUUCGACGCGGCCUCGUGGUGCUCGAUCUUAGCCUAAGGAAAUGCCCCUCAGCCGGGACAAAAUUCCGACUUCGUUUCAUCACCGGCACCGAUCGCCUCGGCCUUGAAGGGCCAAAGAACGAUGGCGGCCUGCCAUCCCCGACCGCCCCUUCAGCACUUGCAGCAUCCACAGCUUCAGGAGCCGAAUGCCGUUAGCGUUGGGGUUGGUCUCGGCCUAGGAAACAUUGGUACCCAGUCCCAGGUUACUUCCCAGCAGCCACACUAUCCACCGCAUCUUUUGAACUGGGUCUACUUGGCGAUUGCCGAUCAGAAUUCUCCCCAGCCCCCGGAGCAGACUGCAGUGCGGAGCAACAAACUUCUCCCAGCAGUAUGGGGAAACUUCCCGACUGCGGCGUCUCAGACCUAUUUACACCAAAAUGCUGUCAGUCCUGGAGCGCCGAUAGGACCCGGAAGCUUAGCUGACAGCAUCGGCGAUUUAGCUGAACAUUUUACGGAACUUGGCCUUUUAGAGCGAAAACCUACCAAGAGGCCACCGUCCACCUAUCUGUGUCACUUGUGUUUCAAGAAAGGCCACUACAUCAAAGACUGCCCGCAGGCACGGCCCAAGGGCGAGGGCUUGACGCCUUAUCAGGGCAAAAAGAGAUGCUUCGGAGAGUACAAAUGCCCUAAAUGCAAACGCAAGUGGAUGUCAGGAAACAGUUGGGCCAAUAUGGGGCAGGAAUGCAUCAAAUGUCACAUUAACGUCUAUCCACACAAGCAGGUGAGUCUCGGGGUGGCAUCUGCAGCUACAUCCCCGUCUCACGUGCUGCUCUCACCCUCGCCCUCCCUAUAUCGCCCGCUGGAAAAACCUGAUGGUCUCGACGUCUCCGAUCAAAGCAAGGUGCACCCGCAACAUCUUUGUGAAAAAUGCAAGACACUAGGAUAUUAUUGCCGACGUGUGCAAUAAUUACUUACUGCACUAUUUGUUUACACAUUCGUACCUUAACGUUCGUGUACUUAUAAUGCCAUGGAUUUCUAUACUUACAAGGGAUACGUAACUGAAACCGUGAAGGUUUCAUAAGCAGGAUGAAAUUUAAUACAAGAAUAUUAUUUCGAGCGCUCUUUGGCAUAAAUUCUAAACACCGACGAGUUCUGGUGUAAAAUUAUAAAUCCUUUUUUUUUCAUAGCCACUGUAACAUUUCCUGUUGCUUGUUCAAUGAUCAUCAAAUAAGUAGUCACGUUAUUGUGCCAGCAUAUUACCUAUCCCUUUUAGUUAUAACUUGUAAAUCUACGCUUAAAUUAAACAUAGUGGGAAGGGGCAGUUGAUCUUAUAUUUGUUAUUUCUGGCACUAUUUAUAGCCCAGCUAAGAUUAGAGAACCAUAGGAACUCCGAAGAGGAGGCAAGAUGCUUCGGUAAGCUAUUUACGUAUACUGACUGGUUUGUAUUAAAUAAGAAGGAACCAAUCGAGUAUUUACCUACUUGGAAAAUUUCAAGUCAUUUGCAACAUUAACAAAUAAAAAUUCCAUACAGAAAUUCAUACCAAAUUAUUAAAUUUAUAUCAGGGGUGAGAUUGGUAAAGUAAAGUCUAACCCGCGGAUCUCUAUGUUCUGUAUAAACUGGGUCCGGUCCGCGGGCCACGUAAUCUGUAUAAAUUUGUAUUAAUCAAUAUUUUAUACAUAUAUAUAUUUAUAUAUAUUUUGAGUUGUAUAUGUUAUAUAAUCAUAUUCUGUAUAAUUAUUUACUCACCAAGUGCCAUGACAAAGAGAACUUUAUAUACAAAGAAUUAUUAUUGUGUAAUUAAUGUUGUUAUUAUUAUAUCGCUGUGCCAAAUAUACAAGCCAAAGAUACUGAAAUGUCUAAUCUUUUUUCAUCUUCUUUGAAUACCUACAAAUUUAUUUUAUAGAAGAUGCGAUAAAACUUAAAAUUAACAAUUAUAUGAUACAAUACACGUAAAAAAUGUACAGUUGUCACGGCGUGGUGACGGUGAAAAGACGAUCCGCCGCGG